Molecule: messenger RNA, 252 nt
Organism: Anisakis simplex (herring worm)
Lineage: Eukaryota; Metazoa; Nematoda; Chromadorea; Rhabditida; Anisakidae
Source: the annotation of a GenBank genome assembly
UACAUUGAUCCGAGAGAUUCAGUGAAGCUGUCACAAGCUGAACUGGUUGUGAUCGAUGAAGCGGCUGCGAUUCCUCUUCCAGUUGUUAAAGAGUUGAUAUCUGGUCCCUACAUGGUGUUCUUGGCAUCAACGAUAAAUGGCUAUGAGGGUACUGGUCGUUCGCUAUCUCUGAAGUUAUUGCAACAGUUGCGAGAGCAGUCGGCCGGCAUUACGAGUAGCGACAAAUCGGGAUCGGUCAUGUCGGGAUUCAAA